Argentina anserina (silverweed cinquefoil) is the source of this 924-nucleotide messenger RNA. RefSeq names its product protein LEAD-SENSITIVE 1-like. The record is from RefSeq and is a predicted model, not a curated record. The coding region runs from base 4 to 741 and encodes 245 amino acids. The transcript has 2 exons. NCBI's taxonomy places the organism in Eukaryota, Viridiplantae, Streptophyta, Magnoliopsida, Rosales, Rosaceae.
GAGAUGGGACUGAUAUCAAACAAGAUUCAUAAGAGCAAACUCCAGCCAGGAGAUCACAUCUACAGCUUCAGAAAAUGGAAGUCAUACUCCCACCAUGGAAUAUUUAUGGAGCCAGAUAAGGUGAUCCACUACACCAAAACCAGAAAAGAGGAACCAGCAAACAAACUGAGACGAAGGCCUGCUUGCAAAACCUGUGGUUUUGACCGAAAAGUUCAUCGAGGAGUGGUCAUAUCAUGCCUUGAUUGCUUUCUUUCAGGCUACGAGCUUUAUCGAUUUGAUUAUCAAGUCCCUUAUCACCAUUUCCUUUUCAAAAGGUCAGGAACUUGCAGCACCGGAAGCUGUGAUGACCCUGCUGCAGUUUUAAACCGUGCCACCGCCUUGCUCAACAGCCAAGAUGGCUUUGGUGAUUACAACCUUUUGGAGAACAACUGCGAAUGCUUUGCGAUUUACUGCAAAACAGGGAAGCAUAUGAGCGAGCAGGCAUGUUCUGCCAAACUUACUAUUAGAACUGUUGCCCAAGCUAUCUUGGAUCAAAGCUCUGGUAGACUUCUUGAAGAUGUGAGAGUUCAUGACCCGGACAAUUACAUGGAGCUGAAGGAGAAGAUUGACAGGUUGAUUCCAUUGCCGAUCAACGAGAUCAUUGCCAUUCUGGGAAAGCUCAACACAAAUGAGGAAGAAGAAGAAAGUAAGACAAUGAAGGAAAAGAAGCAGGAUGUGUUGAGUUCUGAUACUCCCAAAUGAAAACGACCAGUAUUGUAUUUUUCAUAAGCAUAUGAAACAAUUUAACCAUAAUGGAGUAGCUUGUUUUGCAACCCCAAAAGUUAAAAGAAGAUUAGAAAGAGCUACAUAAACACAGAACAUGUAGAAAGGGAAAUAGGGAAUCAGGCCCAAUGGUUCUUCUAUGCAUUCACAAUCUGAAACAAU